This is a messenger RNA of Panicum virgatum (switchgrass), 1422 nucleotides long. RefSeq names its product reticulon-like protein B2. The record is from RefSeq and is a predicted model, not a curated record. Bases 19 to 918 code for a protein of 299 amino acids. The transcript has 5 exons. NCBI's taxonomy places the organism in Eukaryota, Viridiplantae, Streptophyta, Magnoliopsida, Poales, Poaceae.
AUCCAAUUCAGCACACAGAUGGUUCGAUUUCAUGCCAAGAAUCCAGGAGAGCUCUCCCGUCAAAGAAAGAGACGUGUCCUCGCAGAAACCCCGCUCGCCUUCGCUUCCCUUCUUACCUGUUCCUGUCAGGAAAAACAUCCACCCACCGGUCCAAUUCCAAAGCUUCGCAACGAAGAAACGGAGGAGAGAGGAGACCAAAGAAAAAGGCCAGCACACCAAGGCCAGAAGGGGGGAACUUCUCUGCUCCUCCCGCCCGCCCGGCCCCAUCGAUCCUGCCUGCCGAUCGAGAGGUCUGGUUUCUUGCUCGGUUGCUCCGUCAUGACUGGACCUGCGGAGGAGGCGCCCGCCGCCGCUUCGCCGCCGGCGCCGGCCUCGCCGCCGGACAGCAUCACGGAGGAGGCGCCGGCGGCGAGGUCCCGGGGGUUCUGGCUCCUCGGGGAGGACAAGUCCGUGCACAGGGCCCUUGGUGGGGGUAAAACUGCUGAUGUACUGUUGUGGAAAGACAAGAAGACCUCUGCUGCAGUAGUCGGUGGUGCAACUAUCCUUUGGGUUCUGUUCGAAGUUGUCGAAUACCAUCUCCUGACUCUGGUAUCUCAUGUGCUGAUUGUUGCACUGACGAUCUUGUUCCUCUGGGCUAAUGCAACUGUCUUCAUCAAUAAGAGUCCUCCUAAUGUUCCUGAAGUGCAGAUAUCUGAAGAGCUUGCUGUGAACAUUGCCCUUAGGCUGCGUGCAGACAUCAACAAAGCGCUUGGCUUGCUUCGGGAGAUUGCUAUGGGCCAUGACCUGAUGAAGUUCCUAGGAGUGAUCGUUGCACUCUGGAUUCUCUCGGAAGUUGGAGAGCUCUGUGAUCUCCUGAGACUGAUGUACAUUGGUAAUGGGUCUUUAAGCUCUGAAAACUCUGUUCUAGUAAUUCUCUGAGCUCCCACUCUAGUCUAGUUAUCUAACAUAAGCUUGCCCAACAGUGGUCCUGAUUCUCCACACGGUGCCGAUACUGUACCACAAGUACCAGGACCAGGUGGACGAUUUCGCUGCGAAGGCACACGCGGAGCUCUGCAAGCAGUACAAGGUCCUGGACGCCAAGGUCCUGAGCAAGAUUCCCAGGGCUCCACUGAAAGACAAGAAGCAAAACUAGAACGAGGAUCAAAUCAGUGGACCUGGAGGACGACACGCGACUUGUCUUGGUUCUGAUGGGCUGUACAUAUUUUCUGUUUGGUUAGUAUCUAUUGUCUUGUCAAUAAUUGUGUGGUGAGAAUCUGUAGAAAAUAGUGGUAUGAUAUGGAUGGUGGUUUGGUUUGAUGGGCGAGUACACGAGUGCAUAUUUUCUGUUUGGUUGAUCUCAGAUGUUCUACCAGCUAGUAUCUAAUCUGACUGUAGUUGUGAAGAUAGAUCGUAUAUAUAACUAUGUUCGAUGUGUCCUGGUUA